This is a messenger RNA of Adineta ricciae, 1446 nucleotides long. Lineage: Eukaryota; Metazoa; Rotifera; Eurotatoria; Adinetida; Adinetidae. The record is from the annotation of a GenBank genome assembly.
AUGAACUAUCCGACAGGAUUCACAAGUAGUCCAGUCUAUGAAUUCCCUUACUUGGGACCACAGGUACCAACGACUACGUACAAUGAUAUUGAUGCUAUACUAGCGAGUGUUACAUCUGGAGCUAAUAACGUAGUUCCCUACCAACAACCAGCGUGUACUUUACAGUGUGUUCCACAGAUAAAUCCGACGAUAGGCAGUAAUGCAACUGUUUAUCAUGUUUCAGAUGAUAUUCCCAUUGAAGCAAUUUUAAAACAGUUUGGCAUUAAUGUCGGAGCAUUGCAACAAUCUAAUACUUUGAAUAAUUACUAUAGAAGUACAGCGCAACCAGUCGACCUUACAGUUCAUUCUUCUCCAUAUCGUCACCGUCGACGGCUUGUUUGCCAAGAAAUAUCUGAUACAGAAGAUGAUAGUUUUCGCAGACGGCUGUCGCGGUCCCGAACACGGCAUCUUUCCGGUCCCAAUGAUCUACAACUGCCAUCUCCCGCUAUGCAUGAUGUAUUAGGUAGAGUAUGGGAUAAAGUACGAGCUGGAUCAGAACAUUUACCGACAUCAAUGUCUGCGCCCAAUUUGAACUGGCAAGCUCAACAAAACAGACCUCCAUCUCCCCUUCCUCCUCCUCCCCCUCCACCGGCUUCAGGAAUCAAUAAUGUCUGGCAAGCAAUGCGAAAUGCACCAUCGCCAACGCCUGAUAUGAAUCAAAAUGCUAUAAAAAAUGUUUGGAAUCGAGCAAGUAACGCUGCCGAACAAAAUGCCAGUCGUACGUGGAACGUGUUUAAUAAAAUGCGACAACCAACUGGUGGGAUUGUUCACAGUCCACCACCAAUGGCAAAUCGAGAAGCUGUGCAUGAUUUUCUUGCUAUGCGUAAUCUGCCACCCGGUAUAAAUCAACCCUUACCGCCACCACAAAAUCGUGAAGCUUUGAACAAUUUUCUCGCUGCACGUCACAUACCAUACGGCGUCAAUGAGCCACCACGAACUCGUGAGGCUGUAAACGAUUUCUUAGCGGCGCGUAGUGUACCAUCUGCAUAUGGUCAACCUCCACCAUCGUGGGGACCACCAUCAAAUCGAGAAGCUAUAAAUAAUUUUCUUGCUGCGCGUAACGUACCAUUCGGUAUUAAUCAGCCACAAUCACCACCAUUACACAAUCAAGAAGCUAUUGGCAAUUUUUUCGCAGCACGUAAUUUUCCACCUCUUGCCAAUCCAUCCAAUCCAGCUGUUGCAAACGUAUGGAAUAGAGUAGAUUAUGCAGCUCAUCAUCCAUCACCUAUCAACAAUGCAUGGAAUCGAAUGUCACACGGCGCACCAUUUCAAUCGCAGUCUUCCUAUCCACACCCACCAUUCAGCAGCGCAAUACCACCUCCUCGGUAUGUUCCUGCUCCAUCGUCAUUUGGUGCUUUGCUUUCUCAAGCACAUAGGCAGCAUUUACCAUAUGCAGGAGCUAUAUAA